AUGGAGUCGGCCCACGAGAAGGAGCAUCUAACCAAUGGUCACGAUCAUGGUGUGCUUGAUGGCGACGCUGCAGGCUUGAAGCGCGUGCUGUAUAAGCGCAAGAUUCCGCUCCGAACUCGAAUCGUCUGGCGAAUCGAAGAUUUUGUCGACGACAUCGACUGGAUGCACAUUCUGUGCAAGACCAUUCUGUUCAGCUACUUCUUCUUCGUCUGCUACAUUGCCUGGCAAGUGCUACCUGUCCGUGGUCAUUGGACUCGACCUGGUCAGUUCGACAAAAUCCCGAUCGUCUAUCAGACCUUCGGAAACUACUUCAGCAAGUACGAAGGAUUCGCGCAAUGCGACAUCAAAGCAACGGAUCUCUACCACCCUCCCACUUUCGAUCUUGAGGGGAGCUACUCACAUGGCGGCUACUGCUCAAGACGUGCUGACCUGCUGGAGUCCAUGUCGAACGGUGGUCGUAUAGGGUUCGACGCACCGUACACUGCUGCUGACUGCCACUACCGCUGGUACACCAUCGAUGAGAUCUGCAUGAUCCUCGAGCGCUUCGAUGCUGUAGUCUUUGUCGGCGACUCCUCGCUCCAGAAUAUCUACAAUGGCUUCAACAUUCUACUCCGUCAAGACCUAGCCACCGGCGCACUCAAGUCAUGGGAGAUGGAUGGCAACUUGCUCGAUUCCUGCUACUGCGAUGCUCAGUUCAAUACGCCUGCCUGCGCCGAGCACUUUGUGACAUCCAGUCAUGAAGUCAACGAGAAUACACCUUCAAUUGGAUCGCCAUACACCUGCUCUCGGUUUCCACAUGCCAUGCUGCGCAUUGAAGGUUCUCCAGCAUCAGGCAAGAUAUACGAGCAGUUCAAGAAGUUGGUCCUACGAGUACCGCGCUCGAACUAUAAGCCGGUGCCAGUCGUUCAUUCCUUGGCUCCUGGUGCAUUCUCGCUCGAUCAAGCCUCGAAGUCGCUACACGAAUUCCUCGAUUUGGCGGACGCUUCGAAACGCAAGACUCCAAUGCUGUGGGUUGGACCUACUGCUGCAGGACAUAUCGAGAUCAAGAAUCGGAAGGGUAAUCAGGAGAUUUGGGACUACGACAGAGGUAUGGCUGAAGAUGCGCGGAAGAACGACAUCGAGGUGCUGAAGAUGUGGAACAUGACUGUGCAGGCCUCGAGCUUUGACGGUAUUGGCUUCGGCGAGAAGGUUGCCAUCACUCAGGCUGUGAUGGUCAUCAACUGGCUCAGCCGACUCGAGAGUAGCUGA
Molecule: messenger RNA, 1248 nt
Organism: Cyphellophora attinorum
Lineage: Eukaryota; Fungi; Ascomycota; Eurotiomycetes; Chaetothyriales; Cyphellophoraceae
Exons: 3
Coding region: 1-1248 (415 amino acids)
Source: RefSeq, a predicted model, not a curated record